AUGGCAUCCUUCAUGGAGCUCUAUGCCCAAAUCCACUUUAUCCUGAGUCGCCUUGAAGACUCCAUACGAGAAAAAAAGACUACAUAUCCAGGAGUCUUUGGACCCCGUCCGUAUGACAACGGUGGCAUGAUCAUUCCUACCCCAGAAGAGAUAGCCGUGCUUGUGGAGCAUGUGCAUCACGUUGGCCUACUAGUCGACGCGUUGAUGUUCCUGACCACUGAUGAAUGGCACCAGCAGCUGGCUGAGGGUCAUAAGGGACGAUUCGAGUUGUCCCAGAACGAGGUUCUCCAGAUGCUGCAGGAUCUGAAGAGGCUGGAGGGUACGAAGUAG
Molecule: messenger RNA, 330 nt
Organism: Fusarium tjaetaba
Lineage: Eukaryota; Fungi; Ascomycota; Sordariomycetes; Hypocreales; Nectriaceae
Exons: 1
Coding region: 1-330 (109 amino acids)
Source: RefSeq, a predicted model, not a curated record